AUGAACAUACCACCAACACCCCCAUUGAUGUGUGGUGAAGUUAAUGUAUCUUUAUCAUUUUUGUUACUUCAUCGUUUAAAAACCUAUAUUGUUAUUUCAAAUAAUUGUAAUAAUAAAGUAUGUCUUGGAGGAUUCAGUUGUCAAAUAUUAAAUAAUGUAGCCACCUGUGUUCCUAAUGAUCAAGUACAACCGCAACCGCAACCGCAACCACAACCACAGCCCCAACACCCAAUAUUUUCAUUUGGUACAAUACCACAAAGAUUGACAUGUGAUAGUCCACCUCUUACGGAUGAUGUUUGCUUUAACUAUGGCUGCCCAUAUCGCUCCCACUGUGAGAAUAUCGAUGGUCUAGCUUCGUGUAUUCCCGAUAUUGCCAAUGGUCAGAGAGUCAUUCCCUACUCAGAGCUAGUCGGUCCAACAGAUCCAGGAUGUGAAUCUCUCAAUUGUGGUAUCGAUGAAGUUUGUCAGAGACCAUUCAUCAAUCUACCACCAAGGUGUCUACACGUCUGUAUCUUCAUUCAAUGUGGAGACAAUACCUCUUGUGUAUCAAUCAACGGAUUUCCAAAGUGCCUUCCCAUUCCUUCACCACCGACUGAUACAAGCAAUAGCAAUGCAUUUGGAGAGGUAGAAUCCAGUAGUUCGGAACCACCAACUCCAACACCAACUCCAACACCAACUCCAACACCAACUCCUACACCAACUCCAACACAAACACCAGAAUCAACUCCCCCUCCACCUGUCGAAUCCUCAGAGAGUAAUGUACCAAUUGGAGAAACCCCUGCUCCCACAACUUACUCACGACCGCCCGCUCCACCUGCACCACCAACUAAUACAAACAAUGGCAAUGCAUUUGGAGAGGUAGAAUCCAGUAGUUCGGAAACACCACCAACUCCACCACCAACUCCAACACCAACUCCAACACCAACUCCACCACCAACUCCAACACCAACCCAAACGCAAAGCUUUAUACCAUGGGAGAAACCAAAGGGCACCAUCUCACCACCCCCUAUCCCCGAUGAAACAUUGCCACCUUUUACGGUUUUUUCACUCAAGAUAAGUGGAGUAGUAUGGAUAGAUGAGCAAAGUACUGGUAUUAUCAAUCCAGCUCAAGGUGUAAAAGGUGUACAAGUUGUGCUUUCACACGACGACAAUGUUGAAUCGAUAACUGCUACUCAAGAACAAGGUAGCUACAAAUUUAUUGUUCACAAAAGAGGCAAUUUUUGUUUGGUGGUUGGUGUUCCAGCAGGCUUCAAAAUCAGCAAGGCUACAGGAGCCAACUCAUUCUCCUCACCAAAAUAUUGUUUUGACAUGUUGAAUGAUGACAUAGUUGCCAACAUGGCUAUUGACCACUCAUUAAAUAUCACCGGAACUGUCUGGAUGGAUGUAAACUCCACUGGAAUAUUCAAUCCUAAAUACCCCGUAAUCGGUCAAGAAAUACAACUGAGGGAUGCUGCUACCUAUGAUGCUUUGAAAACAACUGUUUCCGAUAACAGUGGUCAUUUUAUUUUUUCAGAUUUAGAUGACGGUAGAUACUGCUUGGUUAGAGGUGGAAACUACAGUGAUACAAUCGUGAAUGAAUUCAACCAAUUUUCAAACAAAUCCUAUUGUUUCACACUCGACAGAAACCUGGAGGUAUACAGUGGAAUACGAAACAUCUCUGUUCAAAAUGUGGAGCAUGUAUCUGUAGUUGGUUAUGCAUGGGUCGAUGUUCUUCAUGAUAACGUUAUCAACUAUAAUACACCAGCCAAUAUAACAAUGAAGAUUUCAAAGGGAUCCGAAUUGAUUUCAACAGUAGAAAUCAAAGGUGAUUUCCAAUUAUCGGUGGAAAAAAAUCAGCAAUACUGUUUGUCAGCAAUACUUCCAAAAGGAUACAGGUUCGCUUCAAAUGAUUUCUUUAACCGACAAGGUACUUAUUGUUUUACAACAAAUGUACCUUUUGUCAUAGAUCUUUCAGUAUAUAACACCACAUAUAUAAGAGGUUAUGUUUGGCAAGAUUCAGAUCCACCUACUUUUAAAUUGGACAAGACACGAUUACUUAAUGACAUUACCAUGCAACUUGUAACCGCUAAUGGAUCCAUUGUACAGUUAUCUACAACAAAGAAUGGAAUCUAUAAUUUCAAAAACGUUGAAACUGGCUCCUAUUGUGUCAUCGGUUUCGAUCCAACACGUACCUAUAUUGGUGAAGCUUUAAAUGGAGAUAAUAAUUUCACCAUUGACAGAAAUUGUUUCAUUGUAGCCGAUCCAGGUUUCAAACGACUAAACAUGGCUAUGAUACUACGACCAAUAGUCCAACAAUUGUCAGUUCAACCUCAAACACUCCUUUCCACCUACUCAAUCAAAGGAGGUGUUUGGACCGAUCUCAAUUUGACCGGUAUUUACAAUGCUUCAUCUGGAACAGCUGGUACCACUGUGACUUUGAAUUCAAGUAAUGGAACUGAAGUUAGCCAGAUAGUAACACCAAACAAUGGUCUUUUCGAAUUCGAUAAUCUGGUUCCAGGAAACUAUUGUCUGAAUGUUGCCGAUAAGAAUAAUAAUCUCAUUCCUGCUAAUCCAUCCACUGACAACAAAUUCAUAAAUGGAGUAAGAUGUAUGGAGGUGAAUGGAAAUGUAAAUGGUGUAUGGGCAUCUUUUAUCUAUCCACUUUACAUUGAAGGUUAUAUUUUCAAUGAUAUCGUGGGUGAUGGUUCAUUGUCAGAUGAGACUUUCUCAGAUGUAACGUUGAACCUCACCCUUACCGAUGGUUCACUCAUCAAGUCUGCUCAAUCAAAUAGUAAUGGUGGCUAUCUAUUUAAGGAUCUUAGCCCACGAACCUAUUGUAUUGUUGGACCAUCUUUAUUGAUCAAUAACAAUGUAACAUAUGUACCAGGUCCAAAGGGUACAGAUAAUGUCUUCACCAAUGGAAAGUAUUGUGUAGACUUGAAAGAAUCAUCAUCAACUAUUAACUAUGGAUUAGUAGAAAAGAAAAAGAAAUAA
Heterostelium album PN500 is the source of this 2973-nucleotide messenger RNA. RefSeq lists its product as uncharacterized. The coding region runs from base 1 to 2973 and encodes 990 amino acids. The record is from RefSeq and is a predicted model, not a curated record. The transcript has 4 exons. Lineage: Eukaryota; Evosea; Eumycetozoa; Acytosteliales; Acytosteliaceae.